GUGCUGUGAUUGGGGACGGACAGUCAGCUGUGGCCAGUAACAUUGCCAACACAACCUACCGGCUCCAAUGGUGGGACUUCACUAAAUUUGAUCUGCCUGAAAUCAGCAAUGCCUCUGUGAACGUGCUUGUUCAAAACUGCAAGAUUUACAAUGAUGCUAGCUGCGAUAUCUCUGCUGAUGGGCAGCUGCUGGCAGCCUUCAUUCCCAGCAGCCAGAGAGGCUUCCCUGAUGAAGGAAUACUGGCUGUGUAUUCUCUGGCACCGCACAACUUGGGCGAGAUGCUUUACACAAAGCGAUUUGGCCCUAAUGCCAUUUCUGUGAGCCUGUCGCCAAUGGGUAGAUACGUCAUGGUGGGACUGGCUUCCCGACGUAUCCUGCUGCACCCCUCCACUGAACACAUGGUUGCUCAAGUCUUCAGGCUACAACAGCCCCACGGUGGAGAAACCUCUAUGAGGAGAGUGUUCAAUGUUCUGUACCCAAUGCCUGCCGACCAGAGAAGACAUGUCAGCAUCAACUCUGCUCGCUGGCUGCCUGAGCCAGGCCUGGGAUUGGCGUAUGGCACCAACAAAGGGGACCUGGUGAUUUGCCGACCAGAGGCCUUAAACUCUGGAGUUGAGUACCACUGGGACCAGAUGAAUGAGAACGUCUUCACUGUGCAUUCCAGCAGCAGGAGCACUGAACGGCCCGGAACCAGCAGAGCCACGUGGAGGACAGACAGGGACAUGGGCCUGAUGAAUGCCAUAGGCCUGCAACCCCGAAACCCCCCCACCUCUGUGACUUCGCAGGGUACCCAGACCUUGGCACCUCAGCUGCAGAAUGCUGAGACUCAGACAGAGAGGGAGGUACAGGAGCAGGAAUCCGCCUCUGCCGGGACUGGGGAAGGUGAAGGUCCAGACUAUGGGGCCAGUGGGGAGGAUGCCCUGAGUAGGAUCCAAAGGCUGAUGACAGAAGGUGGCAUGACUGCCGUGGUCCAGCGGGAGCAGAGCACCACCAUGGCCUCAAUGGGUGGCUUUGGCAACAACAUCAUCGUGAGCCACCGGAUCCACCGCAGCUCUCAGACCGGUGCAGAGUCCACCGGAGCUGAGGGCACAUCAGCACAGCAGUCCACCUCACAGCAGAUGGCAGCUGAGCUGGAGGGACGGAUCCUUUCAGAGUCUAUGCAGCUCUCGGAGCAUGGUCUGAGCCCGCGGACAGCCCCUGGUGGGAGUGAAGGACAAAGCGCUGGUGACCUGGACCUGCCAGAGCAGGCCCAGUCCUCCAUGGACACUGAGGGACCAAUUGAAUACAGUGACCUAACUAAUAAUAACCAUCUUCCUGACAGUACCAACUUCUAUAGUAAUGACAGCACCAGUGGGGAGUCGCGGAACAGGUAGAGAUUGAGUUGUGUGUUGGUGCUACCCUUGUACUGCUCAGCAGAGACCUGUACCUCACAGCUGGCCAGGAGCUGGAAGAGUAGGAACAUGUGGCUCUGACAGGAUGCUGGUGGUUCAGAGGGCUUCUCUGUCCUGGGUGAGUGGGGGAAGAAUAAGGACUGCAAGGGAAGCCACGGGGAAGAAAGCGUACUUAACUUCCAACAUUCCCACUGCUGAAGAAUUAACAGGAAUAUGAACUGUACUGGCUGCACAUCAUGCAGACUUUGAAGCCCCUUGGGGUCCCCUGAGCUCAGCCCUAACCCUGCAGUUUGGUCGGUGUCAUCCUCUCCAAAGCUUCUUUCCUUUCCUUUUCCUGCCCUUUUAUGCCCAGGGGCUGAUCAGUAGAGUGGAGAAAGGAAAGGGGGCCUGCAGCAUCCUUCUGGAGACAGGCAGUCCUACUGGGCAAACCUGGGCGUGAUGCUCCAGCUCCUUGCUGGAGUGGAGGAGUCUUCCAGGCCACAGCCACACUCCAUGGCACAGCGCUGCUUCCCCCCCAGUGUGGUGUUCUGAGACUUCUCCUGUCUGCACUGUGGUGUUUUCUGGGAAGAACUGGGCUUUGCCAUAACCUGCAUGGCUCAGGACCUGCUCACAGGUGGGGGAUCUUCCCUUUUUAGAGAGUUAGUUUAGUACUUGGCAGGAACCUAAGCAGAGCUGCUGUAUAGAUGGAUAGAGGGACAAGGGCUACUGCUCUCUAGUCAGGAUGCGGUUCACGCAAGGAUGUUCUAAACUGUGCCAAUAUUAACAUGAAUGAGCCAUCCCAGUGGUUUUAUGGUGUCAGGACUGAGCUGCACCUCCUUGGCAAGGGGGCAGGAAAUGUCUCUCAGCUCCAGGUCAGGGUGUGAGGUAUGGGUCUGUGAUGUAAGGUGUUGCAUGUGAAAUCUUGACCUUGUACAUGUAGUUUCUAGUGGAGAAUUCCAGGCUCUGAUAUUUUGUUUUUAGUCUCAAAUGUGAUUUUCCUUUUCGUUUGUAACUCUCCAUCCCUAGCAGGCUUGUGGAGGAAGGGCGGGGAGAGCGUGAGUGCUGACGAGGGAAACACCAAAGAUCAAUGUCAUUAAAAUAUGACAA
Molecule: messenger RNA, 2477 nt
Organism: Nestor notabilis (Kea)
Lineage: Eukaryota; Metazoa; Chordata; Aves; Psittaciformes; Psittacidae
Product: activating molecule in BECN1-regulated autophagy protein 1-like
Exons: 7
Biological process (GO): autophagy
Cellular component (GO): intracellular membrane-bounded organelle
Source: RefSeq, a predicted model, not a curated record